Molecule: messenger RNA, 1536 nt
Organism: Centrocercus urophasianus (Greater sage-grouse)
Lineage: Eukaryota; Metazoa; Chordata; Aves; Galliformes; Phasianidae
Product: neuronal acetylcholine receptor subunit alpha-7-like
Exons: 10
Coding region: 1-1536 (511 amino acids)
Biological process (GO): monoatomic ion transmembrane transport; chemical synaptic transmission; nervous system process
Cellular component (GO): neuron projection; synapse; postsynaptic membrane
Molecular function (GO): acetylcholine-gated monoatomic cation-selective channel activity; transmembrane signaling receptor activity
Source: RefSeq, a predicted model, not a curated record
AUGCUUACUGAAAAGUGCUUGGGAUUUUUUUAUUCUGGGCUGUAUCUCUGGGCACCUUUGUUCCUGUCUUUCUUUAAAGUGUCUGAGCAGGGUGAAAGCCAGAGACGCUUGUACAGAGAUCUACUGAGAAACUACAAUCGUCUGGAGCGCCCAGUCAUGAAUGACUCCCAGCCCAUUGUAGUUGAGCUUCAGCUUUCUUUGCUGCAGAUAAUUGAUGUGGAUGAGAAGAAUCAGGUGUUGAUUACAAACGCUUGGCUGCAAAUGUACUGGCUUGAUAUUUACUUGUCUUGGGAUCAGUACGAAUAUCCGGGUGUGCAGAACUUGCGAUUUCCAGCCGACCAGAUUUGGGUACCUGACAUUCUUCUCUAUAACAGUGCGGAUGAAAGAUUCGAUGCAACAUUUCACACAAAUGUGCUGGUGAAUUACUCUGGAUCCUGCCAAUAUAUUCCUCCAGGCAUUUUGAAGAGCACAUGUUACAUUGAUGUCCGCUGGUUCCCUUUUGAUGUGCAGAAGUGUGAUUUGAAGUUUGGCUCUUGGACUCACAGUGGUUGGCUGAUUGACCUGCAGAUGCUUGAGGCUGAUAUUUCCAACUACAUCUCAAAUGGAGAGUGGGAUUUAGUGGGUGUUCCAGGAAAGAGAAAUGAGUUGUACUAUGAAUGCUGUAAAGAACCAUAUCCAGACGUGACAUACACCAUCACCAUGCGCCGACGCACUCUCUACUAUGGCUUGAACCUACUGAUUCCCUGUGUUCUCAUAUCUGGCUUGGCACUGCUUGUUUUCCUUUUGCCUGCUGAUUCAGGAGAGAAGAUUUCUUUAGGUAUCACUGUUCUGCUUUCCCUGACUGUAUUCAUGCUGCUUGUGGCUGAGAUCAUGCCUGCAACUUCUGAUUCAGUCCCACUAAUAGCUCAGUAUUUCGCUAGCAUCAUGGUCAUUGUUGGUCUGUCUGUGGUCGUAACAGUGCUGGUUCUGCAGUUUCACCAUCAUGACCCACAAGCAGGAAAGAUGCCCAGAUGGGUCCGUGUCAUUCUGCUGAACUGGUGUGCUUGGUUUCUACGUAUGAAAAAACCCGGGGAAAAUAUAAAGCCCCUCUCUUGUAAAUAUGGCUAUUCCAAGCACCAUCCACGCCUGAAAAAUACAGAGAUGAAUGUCCUACCUGGGCACCAGCCCAGCAAUGGCAAUAUGAUUUAUAGCUACCACACAAUGGAAAAUCCAUGCUGCCCCCAGAACAAUUAUCUGGGUAGCAAGACUGGAAAGAUUACUUGCCCCUUGCCAGAAGAUAAUGAGCAUGCUCAAAAAAAGGCUUUAAUGGAUACCAUCCCAGUGAUUGUGAAGAUACUGGAGGAAGUUCAGUUCAUUGCAACGCGCUUCAGGAAGCAAGAUGAGGGUGAAGAGAUCUGCAGUGAGUGGAAGUUUGCAGCUGCAGUCAUAGACAGAUUAUGCCUGGUUGCAUUUACCCUUUUUGCCAUCAUUUGCACAUUUACAAUACUCAUGUCUGCUCCCAACUUUAUAGAAGCUGUUUCAAAGGAUUUUACGUAA